CGCGUAUAAAAAGAACGACAACGAUCCUCCAAAAUUCCCUUCUCACCAUCAUCGUUAUCAGCAUCCUCAUCAAGUCCAAAUCAGAAACGCAACAAUAACACCAGCAACACCAGCAAUAACAACACCGCACACAAGCAACGCACGCCAAAGCAUUAUGGUCCGGUCAUUCACCUUCACCGCUGUUGUCGCCACCGCAGCCCUCUUCCUCCUCUCCACAUCGACCACCGAAGCCGCUCCUCUUCGGAGAGCCACCUACGGCCAAACUGCCGCCUUGGUCUCCGCCUCCGAGUACUGUCUCUUCUUGCCCCCACUCCAGGGCGGCGACAUUGCCGAGAACGAGGACCGCGCCGUGGCCUUUUGCAACGUCCCCAUUGCCUCCGCACCGAAUGCAGGUAUCCUCCCCACGGGUUUUAUCAAGACUCUGAACUUUGUCGAGAACACCUCAGAGCAAUGGGUCCAGAUUACAGGUCAGAUGGACGGAUCUACGUACGAUUUGUCAUCAAAGGAUGAAGGUGGACAGUACGAUAUGCGGGCGCCCGUGGGAGCGAUCUGUGCGGAUUACAACGCGUUCGUGCAGAUCACGGAGCCGGACCAGGGGAUUUACUGUUUGAGGUGCUGUAAGAACAAGAAGGAUUGUCCGGUGAACAAGUCAGAGGAUGGUUGCGAGCAGGUUCUGGGCGGUGUUUACUAAGACUAGCAACGCGCGAAAAGCAACAUCUUUGUUACUAUAAAC
Molecule: messenger RNA, 733 nt
Organism: Gamsiella multidivaricata
Lineage: Eukaryota; Fungi; Mortierellomycota; Mortierellomycetes; Mortierellales; Mortierellaceae
Exons: 1
Coding region: 155-691 (178 amino acids)
Source: RefSeq, a predicted model, not a curated record